Haliotis rubra (blacklip abalone) is the source of this 663-nucleotide messenger RNA. RefSeq names its product relaxin receptor 2-like. Gene Ontology annotation, molecular function: protein binding. The coding region runs from base 4 to 663 and encodes 219 amino acids. The record is from RefSeq and is a predicted model, not a curated record. The transcript is spliced from 6 exons. NCBI's taxonomy places the organism in Eukaryota, Metazoa, Mollusca, Gastropoda, Lepetellida, Haliotidae.
GCGAUGGACGGCAGUAGGUUCCGGAACUGGGGGCCUAGGAGAAAUUUAAAUCUUGAGGAAUCGGAAUAUAACGAAGUGAUACAGAUGAGGAGAUAUUACACGUGUUCUGUGUUCAUUAUGGUUACAACUGCCCUGCUCGUUGUAAUACUAUGCGUGUGCUCAACAGACUCCAAGGAGCCCGGCUCCUCGUCCAACACAAACAGCUUGAACUGUCCGGAUGGCACUGUACCAUGUGACACCUCCGACGUGUGCGUCAACCGCACAAAAAUCUGCGACCACGUCGACGAUUGUCCGGAUGGAUCUGAUGAACAGUCCAAAUGCGAUGAAUACCACAAUCAGUAUUUUCAAACAUUGUAUGAAAAACGGCCAGAGGCUGACAGAAAAGAGGAAUCCCGUGAAUGUGUGUUGUCCGCUAUUCCUAAACAGUGCGAGUGCAAGAGUAAGACUCAUCUAUAUUGCGAAAACCAACAGUUAUCUGGAGUGCCCAAACACAUACCAUGGAGAGUCACCCAACUCGGCAUUAGUGGAAAUAAAAUCCAAUCAGUCACAGUACAAGACUUCCGGAACUUGACGGAGCUUGUCGAACUGUUGUUCAAGUACUCAUCUCUGCAGCAGAUCAGGAACGGAACGUUCAGACAUUGUCGGAAACUGACCGCAGUGUAG